Arabis nemorensis is the source of this 1515-nucleotide messenger RNA. NCBI's taxonomy places the organism in Eukaryota, Viridiplantae, Streptophyta, Magnoliopsida, Brassicales, Brassicaceae. The record is from the annotation of a GenBank genome assembly.
AUGCGUGUUAGAGCCGUGGCCGAAGGCGUGGACGAGAGAGUCUACGCACAUAAGUUAAGGUUCUUGACGUUUGAUGAAAGCUGGAAAUUGUUUGAACAAAGAGCAUUCGGGAACAUGCAACGGGUUGAUGAAGAUCUGCAGAAGAUUGGAAAAGAAAUGGUUCAAAAAUGCGGUGGAUUACCGCUUGCUAUAGUCGUUCUUGCGGGGCUUUUGUCUCGAAUGAGGAAAAACGAGUGGCAUGAGAUGUGCACCAGUUUAUGGCGACGCCUGAAGGAUAAUUCCAUUCAUGUCUCCACUAGUGUAUUUGAUUUAAGAUUCAAGGAGAUGCGACAAGAGUUGAAACUUUGCUUUCUUUACCUCAGUGUCUUCCCAGAGGACUAUGAGAUCAAUGUAAAGGAUUUGAUACGAUUGCUUGUAGCAGAAGGGUUUAUACAAAAGGAUGAAGAGAUGACGAUGGAAGACUUGGCUCGGUAUUAUAUCGAAGAGUUGAUAGACAGAAGCUUAGUGAAAGCCGAAAAAAUAGAAAGAAGGAAGGUGAUGUCUUGUAGAAUCCAUGAUCUACUGAGGGAUGUGGCCAUUAAGAAAGCGAAAGAGCUCAACUUUGUAAAUGUUUAUAACGACCAGCAUUCUUCAACAAGUUGCAGAAGAGAAGUGUCUCACCAUCUUAUAAACAACCGCUACUUGUGCGACAGACGUGUGAACAAAGGAUUACGGUCCUUGUUGUUCUUCGGACAAGGGCCAGGAAUUUCAGGGGGUUAUGUUGAAACAUUUACCUUGAAGCUGAAGCUACUUCGUGUGCUUAAUCUUGGAGGGCUUAUGUUUCUUUUUCAUGGAGAGUUCCACUUUAGUUUACCAGCUGUGAUCGGGGAGUUAAUCCACUUGAGGUACCUUGGGGUCGCUGAUACUGGUCUCAACAAUUUACCAGCUUUUAUCUCCAAUUUACGGUUCUUGCAAACACUAGAUGCUGGGGGCAAGCAGUCCUUGGACUUCGAGAGAACGACCGAUCUAAGUAAGCUGACAUCACUCAGGCAUGUAAUCGGCAAAUUCGUGGGAGAAUUGCUAAUAGGAGACGCAGGAAACCUUCAGACCUUGAGGUCUAUCUCCUCAUACAGCUGGAGCAAACUCAAACAUGAGUCACUUAAAAAUCUUCGGGACUUGGAGAUCUACGACCAAUAUUCCACGUGGGAACACCAGAAAAUAUUUCCUUUGGACUUGGUUUCCUUGUCUAAACUGACAAAUCUUCGUGUCCUCAAGUUGGAGGUGAAGAUCUUCAACUUAUUAUUGUCGGAAUCGGAAGAAGCAGUUAGGUUCCAAUUCCUAGUUGAGUUGACACUGCAUUGUGACAUAAGGAAACUUCCCAAAGACAUGGAUUUGAUCUUUCCCAGUCUUGAAAUGUUUAGGCUGCAGGGAUCAAAGCUCGAGGAAGAUCCCAUGCUUGUUUUGCAGAAAUUGCCAAGACUAGAAGAUCUGGUCCUCGAAUAUUGUCACCAGAUCUGGUCGGCUGAGGAAGCUUGA